CCCUCGUGUAAUAUGCAUUAUUGUAAUUUGUUAUCGCAAUGUCUCCUAUGUUGAUUGUGGAUGAUUCUUUUACUUUGUGUUUAGAACUUCUAUCCCUGGACCGUCACCAAUUGGCCCUGUCGCAUCAGUAACGUCAAAUUUUAAUGUUCCAAAAGUCAUAUCUCAUGUUGGUCCAACCCCUGGACUAGGUAGGGUAUUGUUAUGCAAACUGUGCAUUAUGCCCCGUAUAGACGUUUUAUUUGUUCGUGUGUACGGCAGAAGAUUGACAGUUUUCCCUUGCAUGCUAAGGAGUCUUAUUCCAAAGCCAGUCAAAGGAAAAUUUGUUCGUGUGCACGGGAAAUACAUACAAGAAAUACUUAUGUUUUUCGCGAACAAAAGGCGGUCUUGACGUGAGAUAAAUUAGUCGAACGUUUAGCAACAUUCCGUGCACACGAGCAACAAAAAUUGUCAAGGAAAACUUGUUGACCGUAUACACACAAGAAGAUGUCAAGUAAAAUGUACUCAUCUGUGUGGGGUUUUGGCUCCCUAGAUUUUAUAGAAAUGUUGAAAAUGCAUAAUUUAGAUCAACUCUUUGAAGAGAUGUUGUUUGCUAGAAAUAAAAAAGUGUACACCAUAUAUACAGCGACAAUCAAACAAUUGGUCACAUAGGUGACGUCACCACUGUUGCUAUGACAACAAUGACGAUUCAAGAUGGCCGAUAUUUUGGCUUAAAAAAUUAACACUUUACUUAAAAAGACGCCUGGUUACCCCCAUUUUUUAUUUCAGAAAACAUUUUCUUGUAGUACAAGAGCCACCUUAAUUACAAUUUCAGCCAGUUUUGUCUGAGCAUAAGACAAUGAACUUGCUACCAAGAAGCAUUUCUCGUUUUUAGGUCCACUAUAUUCGCAGCCUUCGCCUGUAUCGUUUGCUACGAGGCCUCCUCAGGUAUUAAACUAGUUAUAGUCUUCAAAAUACUCGUUACUAAAGUAACGCGUUACUAAUUACUUUUUGAGUAUUUUUUUCGUUAAUUACUUGUUGUACGAAAGUAAUUUUGUAACAUAAGGUAACGAGUAACAUUUUCUAGAAAGUAAUUUGCGUUACUUCUAUGUGCUUUCUCCGACCUUACCAUAUCAAUACCUUUUCACAGAAGGAAAAGCAUUGAAAUUGAGUGUCUGGCAUAGAGGGUUAACUAGUUUUGCGAUUGCACAGAAAUUGUCCUACUCAAAUUAAGUAACAAAUUCAUCGCAUACCAGUUGAAUUAUACGACUUGUUUUGUACCUAAGAAAACAGUAAUCUGACAUGUAAUUAGCAACCAAUUACACGUAAUUUUCAAACAAUGAAUUAUUAUAUUGACUCAAAAGUAUCCCACAAUGCAAAAGAACUCUGUUUUAAAAAUUGCGUGACAUAAGCACUUCUAAGGAUUUUGAAUGUAAGAUUUAAAAAAAAAACUCUUUAUGGGACUCCCUUUGCCAGUUUCUAUAUCUACAGUAUUUUCCUUUCUUUCUGCAAUACAAACCAUACCCGACUUCUAAAGCCAAACUGUACGUGUCUCGGUCUAAAACUAUUGUACACCCCUUUCUUUAGUUACAGGACCAUACCCGACUUCUAAAGCCAAGCAAUAUCGUAUCAUCUGUAUCGUUCGGAGGUCAUACAGGAACACUGCCUGCCACUGUUGUCUCCGCUCCAGCAGGUUUGCAAACUUUUAACAUGAUACAUGGAAAGCUACCUAAAAUUAUUUCAUGUCCUUCGAUAUGUGAAUUAAAACAUAUAGGGUGGACUUGAUUCAAGUCCACCUCAGGAGAAAAGUAGGGAGAGACGGACUUGGGACAUUUGCAGCAUUUCGAAUGUUACUUGCAAAAAUUGCCGCGAAAAUUUGUUGUUUUCAACUCGCAAGCCACGCCUCCUUGUGAAAAAUCCGACGGUAAAUUUUGGCGCGAUUGCGUCCAAGUUCGUCUCUCCCUACUUUUCUAUCAUAUUUUCGUGCCUUUUUUUCACCACUCGUGUGCAUUCAUACAACCUCUUGAGAGGACUUGAACCAAGUCUACAUCUAGGUUGAAGAUUGUGCCCAAUGUGCAUUGUAAGCUUGACUAUGUUAGCAACAACGUUUUUAUAUUUGAAAGGACAAUCACGAGUAAAGCUUGCAGCCUUCACUAUAGGUGCAUGACUUUCUUCAGGCUGCAGUUCAGUGCACACGGAGGGCAUUUAGAAAAGGAAUCUACCUCAUUAGAAUCUGAUUGUUUGCCCUAUAUCUGCAUGUGUGUUAAAGUUACGGGGCACGCUGGUCAAAGUUAGUGAAAUUUCUCACACUCGUGCGGGCUCGUAUUGUCUGUGGACAUCUUACACAAAAUGGCUAGUUCAGUUUCACCGCGAGUCUGCUGCAAAAUGCGAGCCAGCGGGGCACUGGGAGAAAAUUUGCUGAAUAUGGCCGGCGUGUGGGGGAUUGCUUGAAACCCAACUAUAUGCACAUUUCGCCCAACCUACUCGUAUCUAUUUUUUAUUUAAUAUAUAGUGGGACCAAACGCAAGAUUAGAUGGUAGCAGGUAAAUAAGUAUUGUAUCGUAGAAUUGUUUUGUGGAACACAGGUCUUCUAUGUUCAUCUUCAAUUUUAAAACUUAGGUUGUAAUAUAGCUUUCUUUUUGUUCAGACCAAUUCCAGUGUCAUUUUCGCGAAUGCCAACAUACUUCGACGGCCAUACAGGUACGUGUUUGUAUAUAUAUAUAUAUAUAAUUUCGCUUACCUCAAAAUUCCGCAACAGUCUGUUUCAUCAGUAAAGAAUCAUCAGGCGGUAUCUGAUGAAACAGACUGUUGCGGAAUAUAUAUAUAUAUAUAUAUAUAUAUAUAUAUAUAUAUAUAUAUAUAUAUAUAUAUAUAUAUAUAUAUAUAUAUAUAUAUAUAUAUAUAUAUAUAUAUAUAAGAAAAUAGAUUUUUGCUUAUCGAGAUCAUGUAUAUAUCUCAAUUGCAGUUUCGUCUCUACAACCCCCAAUCAAGUCGUAUGCUCCGAUUGAAUCUGUUGUCCGUAAACCAACGACCAUUGCUCAAGUACCAGCUAGUCAUGUGACAACUGGUAUUAAUUCAGUACAACUAAUGACGUCACAUAAUCCUACUGCGUCAGUUGCUGUUGUUAACAUGGGUAAGUAUAUAUCAUCUUUAUUUACAAUAAUCUCUUUAGUAUGGAAACUUAUUUACAGGACGGGUGUACUUCCUAACUACUACAAAGUAUACAUUACCAGGGAUUUAUACAAGCACUUUCCCACUACCGGUAUACGGCAGUCAAAGUUAACAAGAAGAACGAAACCAUUACCAUAGCUGGAAAGAGCAUCUUAAAAUAAGUAAAAUUGCAAAGUUUGGUUGCGAAUUGUUGUAAAAUGCGGAAAAUAUAGCCCUGUGCAGUUCGCACAUUUGUUAUAUAUUUGCAUUACGCGCGAGAAAAAUAACCAUUUUUGAGCCGAAAGUGGAGACAAAACCCCACAUCAGACCUUUUAAGUUCUAACACUACAGUAUUUCCUAUGCUUUUAGGUGUUCCAUUUACGAACUCUGAAGCAAGCAAUGAAAAUACAGCAAUUUAUAACAAUUCAUCACACUCGAACUCGGGCAGUAUUUUUAGUGUUCAGAAUAUGUUGUCGACAACGCCUUCGUCUGCUCAAAAUAUUCCGUCAUCUACCACUUCAUUAUCACCGAGACCCAGUAUUCUAAGGAAAAGACAAGAAAUGUAAGUUUUAUCUACAUGUAUAUGUUGUCUGGUAAUGUCUUCAUUUAAUUUUUGGGCAUCUCACUCGAUUUAACUAACGUUGAAGGAUUGCAUGUGGCAAUGAAUUAGCCUUUCUCACGCCGCCAUUUUUGGGGCGGCAACCUUUUUAGAACAGGGAUAGGAAGCAGUGAAAAGUGAAACUUUCUAUAACUAUAGUUGUAAAUAUAAUAUUAUAAAUCGAUUUGCGGUUAAAUAUUUGAAAACUUAUUUUUACAUCGCUUAGAUUUUUCACGUUGUUUAUAAAAUGGUAGUACCCAAAAAUGGUGGAUUUAGAUUUUUCUGAGAAAAGCUAUUUUGCUUCUGCAUAAUUUAGCAAAGUUUAGUUAUGUUCUGGAGUGGGCAUAGGCCAAAUAAUAGUGUCAUAGUGAUGUAAACCAACACAACAUUUCUAAGAACGCAGUAAUACAUUUUAUCAUUAAUAUGUUAUAGUACGGUAUUUGCACAUGACGUCACAGCCGCCAUGUUGGUGUUCCAAUUGAAAAGAAUUUGAAUUGGACUCUUUUGUCUGGAACACCAACAUGGCCGCCAUGUCUUUCGUUGAGUUGGUCCCUGGGGAAUGAGUGCAAACGCUGUAUUAUACCUAUAUACAAAAAUCAUGGAGCUUUCUCGUUUGUUUGUCAUUCCCGAGUGGAAUGGAAAAUUUCAUCUGUCACCGAAUGAAAAUAUUCUUACGAUUGCUACCAUUGCUAAAAACAGUAUCUUCCGCUAUAAAAAGUGCUUUUCUUCGCUUAAUCUCAGAAAAUGGUCAAAUACAGUACGAGCACACGCUGUGUAUGAAAAAAUUUUAGUUCCAGUGGCGGACAUUUUGCGAAAUAUUGCAUGAGGUGGGGAAUUUAAUUUCAUGCAAAUAUGCAUAUUUUUUAACUUACCAAUUGAACAUUUUCAUGGUUGUGAAAUUAGACUGAUUUUGAAAACACGACGCGAACUGAAAGACGCGCCUUCGAAAAAAAAAAUUCUUCAUGCAAAACAAAAAGUUUGAAUAAUUUGUGGUCCCAGGGGUAUAUUCAACAACUAUGAAAAGAACACGUCAUUGGAGCAACGUGAAUGCUUGUUGCGACGUUGGAGGAGUUACAUAAGAUCUUCCUCAUAGCAGACACUGGAGAAGUGGUGUUUACAAUAUAUUGUACUUCAUUCCACAUUAUCCUGUAUUGACGCAGCUAGGAUUUAUAUUCUCAGUUAAGCAAUCGUCUGUCGAGAAAAUUGGGACUCCGUCGCUUUGUGGCCCCCAUUUGAGUUGAGGGCCCGGGGCAGCUUUGUUACACAGCCACCGCCAGUGUAUAGUUACAGUAUCUUGCUCGCGUGUCGACGCUAAACGUUGCACGAAGCGAAUAGGUCUGUUCACCUGGUAACUGAUAUCAAAUUGAGGCUUUUCUACCUUUCUAUCUUUUAUCACUGUAUGAAAUAAAGUUAAGGCAAAAUCUGUAUUACAUUUUAAUGUUUUUUGUUGUUGUUUUUUCUUUUUGCUGAUGUUACUCUGAGUGUCUUCACGGCCGGGCAAACUGAAAAAAUAGAGACCUUCGAUUUAGGACGGCAACGCCGGCUACCAAUAUGUACAAUAAAUCAUUAAAAAGAAUUGAAUAAUUACAAUAUAUGAAUAAUUUAGACAUUGUCCUUCGCUUUGUUUACAACGCCAAAUCACAGAUUUUCACGUCUUGAUACAACGGCUGCAUUUCAAGCCGCAACCGAUUGCAACUUCAAAGUUCAAACUGGAUUCAGCAGAACUCUUCCCGACCAUAAAACCCAUGUCUUCAACUUCUAAGACUGUAUUAAAUUCAUACGAUUGAUAAUAUACGAUGAAUUAUUUUUACUAUCAUUUAUUUGAAGGAGUUUGUUUUGGCCGUCGUCGUCGCGUUGCCUUCAUAAAAUCGUAAGGUCUCUAAUUGCUUGACUGCUGUGGGAAUCGAACCCACGACUUUUGGCUUGUUAUAUAAUCCAACUCACAACCAACUGAGCUGCAAGAUCAAGCGAGUUCAACACCACGACCACCAUACAUUUUAAUGAUUUGUUUUAACCUUGCAGAUCAAGAAAACCUGUAAGCCAGCCAUCGUUAGGAGAUCCUAUGGUCUUAGUUCCUGCAAAUGAUAUUUCUGGUAGUCCACGACCAGACGGAACUUUAUCCGCCUCACAUUCUAGACAGAACUCUCCGAAAAGGUAGGUACAGUAUUAUACAGCUACGAUUCGAUAUAGUAUUUAAAAGUAUGUACUCGAUAAUAUGGCAAUGAAUUGUUUGAACACAAAGCAUUUGCUGUGAACGGUCGGCAAUAGGCUAUUUGCCGAACAAAAACGCUAAAUGGCCGAUUAAUUUUAUUCUGCACCGUCAUUUUGACCGAUCAAAUAAAUUAAAAGUAUAUUAUAAUAACUUUGGCGGGCAUUGUGGCCUAUUUGCGGGCUAAAAUGAACAUAUUAGCGGGCUAAAACACAAAAUGGCUGUAAAAAUACAAAAAGAGAAGAUAUAUCUAUAGGAGAUAUAGCGUGAAGACUGUAUUGCAGUUAUGCUACUACAGUGUAUUUGCCGUUUAUUUGUUGUCUUUUAUACUAUAAUCGCCCUCUAAAGUUAUUGUAAGUAAUACAGUUGAUGAUUUUGGGCAUACAUAUGUGUGUUUUUGGCCCUUCUCAUGCAGAACUCAUUUUAACCCUCGUUAUACGCUCGGGCUAAAAUGUGUCUGAGUCAAAACAUAUUUGUGCCCGCGAACAUCAACUCUAUUGUUAUAUUUGAGUAGUAUACUGUUCAAAACGCAUAACAACAAGAGAAGGAACCAGAAACUGAUCAGAAAGUGAUCAGCUCAUGCAAGCUGUGAAUGUGAAUCCAUGUUAUAUUGAAAACCUGGCCGACCAUUAUCCGAGCGACUGUACAGUUGGUCAGAUAUUCUUCAGAUCCAAGCGAAAUUGUUAUAAUCCACACUGUGGAAGUGUAUACCGAAUUGAACUUUUUUAUUCACCAUAAUAAUUUUCCAACCACCUUGUUGCUGCACGUUUGACUUCUCAAACCUUUCUUAUCACAAUCACUCAAAUUAAAAUAUAUAAUGCUUUCAUGGUUGAAAAAACUUUGUCACAACUUCUGAGUGUCUUUUUUAAUCGGCAAUCUGUCGGAGACCUCUGGAAAAUAUUGGGUCCCCAGGGGGCUUUGCACCAUAAUUUCGCCACUGAUUGUAUUAUACUUAGUAUAAAGUAAUAAGAAUUAUUUGGUUAUUUGCUAAUUUUGUCAUAUUUACACCCUGCUUGAACAACACAACAUGCUCAGUGCAACGUUUUUGUGGUUGGCAAUAAGCUGUUAUUAGUUGGACCAAAGAUUGUAAGCAGGAAGAAGCAGUCGCAAAAAAAUUGUUUACAAAUACAACAGUACACAAAAAAGUGCUUGUUGUUGAAGAAGUGUUCAUCCCCCCUCCUCGAUCGCUUUAAAAUUAAUGUAACAGAAAUUUUAUAUUUCACAUAAUACAGUGAAAGUUCCAUUCAAAGCUUGGAACAACCUCAAAAGACUUUAGAGAACGGGCCAAGUCAUCCAUCAAUAUUGUCUCCAUCUAAAAUUAAACGAGAAUUUUUAUCACCCUCGUCAACACCUCCGAUGCCAGUGCCUGCUGUCAAUACCGUGUCCUUGUCGGCGGUUCCUCCCCAUGAUGCAGGCGCGUCACCAAGGAAGAAACCACGGAAACAGAAUGUGUAAGUGAAAUUGCACCGACUCUAGUUAUUGUGAUGAAUGUCUUACUGUGUUAUUUUCAAUUUAUUUACUCCGUUCCACUAUUAUCAGUAAUUUAGGUGAAUUCACAGAAUAGGCCUUUUGCAACUGACCUAAUAGCACUUUGCAAAAUAAAGCAAUAUCGGGACUUUUGCUUACAAACCCCACAGCUCCCCGUGCUCUCCAGUCACUUAUUGUCAGGGCCACCGAGAGGUUGCGAGAGGCCGCCGAGAGUUGGCCUGGGGCAAAACUACGACGGUGUUUUACAAUAUAUUACACUUUAUUGCAUAUUAUCCAGCACAAACGCAGCUCGGAUUUAUGUUCUUAGUUAUUGGCGUGAUCUUAUUAUAACUGUACUAACACUAGUGGUGAAGUUAAUUUCUCUGUCUUUCUCUUGAUAGUAUCGCAACUGAAGAUAAGUUCAGCAGUGCUCCACUGCAGGUGCAGGAAGUAAACGAGAAGAAGAGUAUUGUCAAUGAUAAACUUGACCAAGAAGAUGGUUAGUGGCAUAGACGUCAAGUUUUGAAAGUAAAAUAUAUUUCAAUGAAAGUAAAGAAGAAUUUCAUAUCUAUGGUAGUCUAGGUUUAUGCAGACCUUGCCCUGAUGAAAACAAACGCGCUUGACAAAUAGCGUUUCUUUGUAACACAAGGGGCUUUUUUGGCGCAUCUACUAGCAGGUUUUCUUCAUGAAUGUGCACAAGAAAAAAUCGAUAACUUCCAUCAAGUUGCCAAACGUCGUAUUCUAUUAUCCGUGAGCAGAAAUUUAGCCAGGCGGCUGUCCAGCCGUCUUAUGGAUGCCUCCUUUGGAUUAGACAGUCACUUGGCCAUGGACGGCCUAGGAAAAUGUUUUCUUUAAAACAGCAAACUCGCAAGUUUUGUGAUGUUUCAUACCUAAAAGGUUAUUUAGUGCAUGCAUACGUUUCGAUAUUUAUCGAAUUGAUGCUAAAUUAUGAGCAUAUGACAAUUGAUUUUAAGCGCUAUGGUUUUUUAACACGUCCACGAAAAUAGGUUUCCACACCCACGGUAUUAUUUGGACACCAAAUUUUGACACUCUAGCUUAAAUAUUGUCUAUGAAUAAAGUGAGUUGUCGGGUUCAAUCUGCAUGAUAAUAUUCCCAUUUAUUUAUACAUUUAUAUGUUGAUUUAGAUGAAGAGUUGAAGUUUUUGAUGCUCAAAAGACGUUGUGUGUCCAUCUAUGGCGGUUAUAAAGUAAAUCACAAGGCUGCACAUAAUCACUUUCAAAGAUAUUCUGAUGUUAAAGCCAAAGGUAGGACAUCUAAAUUAACGCUUUUCGAGUGAAACCUGGUAGAAAGAAAAGUUAGUAACGGAAAUUUAGGCUGGAUUUCAAAAACGGUAGCUACUGUGUAGACGUCCGACCCUUUCAUCAAAUUAGGGAGUUUGAACAAGAGAACGAAUUACGACCACUUCAUGAUUACGACGAAGACGUACAAUCUGUGCAUUAUCUUGCGCAUAUUAAGUUUGGGAUCAGCGGUGUCAACGAAAACAGGUUAUAGAUUCAUGUCUCGCUGUUUAUGAAUGCUGAUCCUAAUCCUUACUCUGAUCCAGACAAUUUAAAACAGCGAGACAUGAAUCCAUAUCCCAUCUUGGUUCUUCUACCUUCGUUCAGAACGAAUAUUUUGGCAAAAUUCGUCGUGAACUUCAUUCUGAACGAAGGCAGAAGAACAAAGACAUAGUUUGUCCUGACAUAGUUUCAUGUCUCGCUGUUUUGCUUGGAUCAGGGUAAGGAUUACGAUCAGUAUUAAGAAACAGCGAGACAUGAAUCUGUAACGGAGAGAUAUUAUAUAUGCCCGACAUAUAAAAAUUGCUAUUUAAGGUUCGGGCCUUCUUUUCAGGUUAAGAAUGAUGUAAUAUGGUUUAAAAAGUAUGAGUAUUUAUCAUACUAUUACACUUGAAAUAACUGUAGAGAGGCUGGCAAUAUUUUUGAAUGCAACAUAUGCUCGCUUUUGCAAAUGCGAAAAUCAUAAACACCAUCAAAUCAAAUGCGAAAAUUAUAAACACCAUCACUUUAUAACCAAUCAAAAUAAUUUUAACCUUGACUGAUUAGGCCUAAACCUUAUGUAAACCUUAUAUCUGGCCAGUAUCCUGGAUAGUAAAAUGCUCUAUCCGGUGCACCCCUGAAAAUAAGGGUAAGAGUUACUACCUACACAUUCUCAGAUCUACCAUGCCAUAUCUACUGUAACAGGGAGAUAUGAAGAGCUGAUUAUGCCAAAGAUGUAGAAAUAUGAACUAUCCACAGACUUGAUCACAUAAGUAUAUUAUUAUGGUGAUAAUUUAGUUAUUCGAAGCAUGACAAGCUGUUUAUCGUGCGUUGUUGUAGCGGAGCCAGGGUGUAGGAAACUGACGUGGGAAGAAAAAUGUCAUAAAUAAGUGCCUUCGAUUUUGAUGUGAAAAUGCUGAAAAUCUUUAUUACACUGGAGUCAUAUAUACUCGUUUACACAAUUUUCUUUUUCGAUUUUUCAGACGAGAAGAAACCUUCGUUGCAAGAGAUUGCGAGUGAACGAAGCAUCGCCCAAAGAGCUACAGGAUGGAAGAUACACCAUGUAGCAGCUCAGUUAGAUGAACUGGUAAGACAACUGACUGUAGUGUUUUCAUACAGAGUAUAUGAAAUAUCUUACAGGAAAACUACGUCAAGCGUUCCUAUUUUGAGUUCCUUACUUGAAAACUCCCUUGGAAAUCCCUUGAGCGAAUUUUAAAUUUUCCUCAAUUCCUGUUAGAAGUUCUUAACUUCCUGUUACAAGUUCUUUACUUCCUGUUCUGUUCUAUGCAUUGUAAUUGGCUAACAAAUCCACCAAUGGCAACGCUCAGAAGAGAACAGGAAGUCAGGAAAUCAAAACAAGAAGUUAGGAAAAUUUGAAAGGAAGUUUCUCUGCAUUGGAAUACCGCAACAGCCGAUAACAUUGGAAGUUCCCUCAAAGGAUUUGCAAGGGAGUUUUUCAAAUUUGCAAAGGUAAUGAGGAAAAUUGCAAUUAAGUUAGGAGUUCAAAAGAGGAACGCUUGACGUAGUUUUCCUGUAAUUUGAUAUUGCCAUUGCAAUUCUUUGUUCGUUUGACCUUGGAUAGCCAGCAUCCUCAUUGCAUUCCAUCGUUCCGCAAAAGGUUUGCCUUUAGAAAACAAUUAUAACCUUUAGAAAACCCGCCAAAACAUACCAAAUGACCAAACUGUUAUGUCACAAAUAAGCAAAGUGUGAAUAGUUACUUCACAAAAGAAACAGUAGAAAUAUGAACAAUUGGCCGCGUUGGACUCUCAUAUAUCCGCCAUGAAGUUGCCCUGAGCUGCAGCUGUCUUAGGAAUUUUUUUACGCCAAAAACUGUGUGGCUGUUCGGCAUUUCUAAAGGUUUGGCGAAAGGUGUCAGAAUGCAAUCAGGCCCAACAUCAAUAGUUCAAGUUGGCAUGUAACUUAGCUUACUACGCAGUGCUCUUGUCAAUGAUUCUCCAAGUAUAAGAGAAUGGACUGUUAUAUUGUAUUGUAAUUUACCUUUAGAAAAGCUGUGAGGAAGAAGUCUUGUUGAAAAUGCAUGAAUUUCGAGAGCGCUUGCCAAAGUAUAAACCAGAUCAUAAGAGAUAUGAUGAGUUGGUCAUGCUUCAUGAACUACUUCAGGUACGCAUGCCCAGUCAUUAAAGUAAUCUGUUUUUUUCCUCAUAUUAUUCAGUACUCUAUAGCGGCAUGGGAUAAUAAUCCUUACUUGCAGCUGAAAGCGAAGCCGAAUUAAAAAAGACGCAGCUCAAACCUGAACGAGUUGAAGGUUUUCUAAGAGCGCCUCUGGCAGCCACCUUAUGACUCCUGUCUGAUGACGGAGCAAGGGUCAGUUUGGGACUUGUCCCAACCCACCCUGUCAACAAUCCCUUUGGGAGUACCCAAAAAAAACCCCACGAUUUUCUGUAGAGCGUUUCGCAGCGGGAUUGAAGUCAGGUGAAAAACGCUUGCUCUAACAAUUGCGCCAAUCAAUCGAUAUUUAACCAUUUAUGCAUGAUUACGAUACAUGUGAUUGGUUGCAUGUAAAGAUAUCCAGUUUAAGAGAAUGUAAUACUAUAUAGUACAAGGGGACGUGCAUAUUCGUAAUAAUUUUAAAAUCUUUUUUAGAACAUUGUUUUUGUAGAUUAUCCUAACUAUAUCUAUUUGCGAUUAAUCAUGAAUUAUUUCGCAGAUUGGGGUAUGCUCAUGCAUAAUAUUUCUGUAUUAUAGGGGAACAUACAGAGAAGUCAACUUGUGAUUGAACAACUUGGUGAAACGAAAAAAACUACGGUAAAGGUACGAUUCCUUGUUUUGGAAAGUUAAUGACAGACUGAUAGUUGACUAGGGGAAUCCCAACUCUCAUACCAACUAUCAUCAACUUUGAGCUGGUCGCUACCUCUUUGCGAGACGAAAGAUACGAGAGGCGAGAAGGAAGAGCCACUGGUCAUAUCCCACUUCCACACUUGAUAGGUUCAGAAUUUGAAUCUCGCAUGUGAUUGGCCAUUUGUAAAAAUAUGUCAAACCGGUUUGGGAAAUAAACAUUACUGCAAGCUAAUUAUAGCUAUGUGGAAGUGGGAUUUGCAAUCGAAGGGACGAGAGGCUCUUCCUUCUCGCCUCUCGUUUCUUUCGCCUCGCAAAGAGCCUCUGGAACCAGGGUAGCUGGUCGCUUGCUCUAACAACUGCACCACCGAAGCCAUGUCUAAACUUCAUUAAAUAUUAUGAUCGUGGUUGCAUGUUUCACCUCAGCUAUGGCAGCUAUGAACUUUCCCUAUACACCCUUUCGAUAAUUACGUCACACAUACUUUUUGGUCCUGGAUCCUCGCUCUCAUCAGUAAAUUACGCAAGGUGAUUGGCUCACGAUGCACGAGAGCGAGGCUCCCAGGUCAACUGACGUAAUUAUCGAAAGGGUGUAUUGGACGCUUACUUCAUCAUACUUUGAAAUACAAUGAGCUCAAUCACCGUGGCUGUACACAAAUUAACCAUCAUAUCUUGAUAAACUAUGGUCCAAGGCUACAUAUAUUUUGAGUUUAUGCAUUAUUGUGACAUAUUGUUUCGUGUGUUUUCUGUAGAUCCUCGACCACCAGCAAGGUAUAAUGGAUAUCUUAAAGAAAAACAUUAAACGGCACGUAAAGAAAAAGAGCUAGAACACUUUUUACCAUGUUGUCUUGUUAUUGUACAUAGCUGACUCACCCAUGUUCAACCGUCCACAAAAUUUAACAAGCCAUUGAUCUUCAUACUAUGUGGAUAUCUGAUCUUGAGCAAAUAUUCUGGAAUACUUACCUGUUAUAACUCGAUUUCUCCUUGCACUACCGUAGACCAACCUGCCGAAUACUGUAACGUGUUAAAAGAUGUUCCUGUUCAGGGCUCGAAGUAGAGAAAAAAUAUGGCCUGCCAGUCUACCAUUUUUUUGGCAGGUGAAAUAAAUUUUUAUUCAUUGAACUGCCAAAAUAGCGAUGUCUCAUAUGAGUCAUAUUGUAAAAAUCAAUGUUUUCAUGAUAUGCAUUUUUAUUGUUUUUAAACUUGUCUAUAUUACUACAGUAAACUUGGAUUUACAUUUCAAAUAUAAACGUAUUUAGUCAACUAAAUGAUCUAGUACAGUAUAUAUGAGUUUUGGUAAGCAAAUGAAGUGAAAUAUAUCUAUGUAGAAUUUCACCUGCCAUUUGUUUUUACUUUGCCUGACAUUUCUAAAAUAUGACCCGUUAUUUCGAGCCCUGUUCCUGUUACUUAGGAAGAUUUCGUAUCGCCCAAGAAUUUUGUCCUGACUUUGAUGAAAACAAUAUUUUACAUCUAUUAAAAAAGCUAUAAUUGCUUGGUUUGAAUCAAACUAUAGGACUAUCCAUCCACGUAUUAUGAACAUCAUUGGAUAUUUUUAUCGAAUGUAAUCCGUAUUAUACUUUAUAAUAUAAAAUUAUCUGUACAUAAUUUCCGACUUAUACAUAACUCUAAUAUUGUGUGUCCAUGUAUUUUGACCAUGAAAUUAUUGCCUAUAAUUAAAGAACGUUGGAAAUAGAAAUUGUCUCUGGUGCCCAGUGGACAACGGAAAACUCGUAUUCCCCCUGAUGACAACCUCGUACUGAGACCUGAUGACAGCUUGUAAUCGAGCCAAGCAAAAACUGCGAAGUUACCAUAUCUUUGGUCAAGUCUUGAUUAUAG
Messenger RNA from Paramuricea clavata, 13525 nucleotides. NCBI's taxonomy places the organism in Eukaryota, Metazoa, Cnidaria, Anthozoa, Malacalcyonacea, Plexauridae. The record is from the annotation of a GenBank genome assembly.